Messenger RNA from Harpia harpyja (harpy eagle), 5265 nucleotides. RefSeq names its product ELMO domain containing 2 (gene ELMOD2). Gene Ontology annotation, molecular function: GTPase activator activity. The transcript has 9 exons. Lineage: Eukaryota; Metazoa; Chordata; Aves; Accipitriformes; Accipitridae. Gene Ontology annotation, cellular component: membrane. The record is from RefSeq and is a predicted model, not a curated record. The coding region runs from base 127 to 1020 and encodes 297 amino acids.
CAGGCGGCUUCCGGCGGGAGGAUGCGGGGGGCGACCGGGCACCCCUAAGUCGUCGCCGUCGCCGCCGCCGCCACCACCGCCGCGGUGGGCGCGGGGCGGCGGCGCUCGGCGCUGCCGGGGCAGAAGAUGUUGGUGUACUUCUGGGGGUUCCUGUACAGCAACUAUUUUCGGUUUUGGCUGAAGUGGGUCUUGAGGCUGCUGACUCGGAAAUGCGAACUGCAGCGCGUCUUCGAGGGCUCGAAGGCAGGCGCGCAGAGGACGCUGAGCAUAGAACAUUCGCUGGAAUCAUCAAAGAAUAAGGUUUUAAGAAAUGCUGUACAUGUUGAGGAAGCUGAAGUGGAGAAGUGUGUUAGAGAUGUAAUGAAAGAAAAGAAAAUUGAACAGAAGGAUACAGGGUUUAAGACAAAUCUGCAUAUAUCCUUACUGCAGAUAUCAGGUUAUAAAAAACUUUAUUUGAAUGUGGAAAAUCUGAGGAAGGUCCCGUAUGAUUCAGAUAACGAAGAACACGAGGAACAGUUAAUUGAGCUUUGGAAUUUGCUGAUGCCUCAUGAGAAUCUGAAGGCCAGAAUCACCAAGCAGUGGUGUGACAUUGGCUUCCAAGGUGAUGAUCCCAAAACAGACUUCAGAGGAAUGGGCCUGCUGGGGUUAGUGAAUCUGGUGUAUUUUAGUAAGCAUUACACCAAUGAAGCUCGUCAGAUCCUUUCUCGUUCAAAUCACCCAAAGCUGGGAUAUUCUUAUGCAAUAGUUGGAAUCAAUCUGACAGAAAUGGCGUACAGCUUACUUAAGAAUGGUGCUUUGAGGUCUCAUCUGUACAACAUGGUCUUUGGAUUGCCACAGAUGGAGCACUUCCAUCAGUUUUACUGUUAUCUGGUUUAUGAGUUUGACAAGUUCUGGUUUGAAGAAGAACCAGAAAGCAUUAUGCACUUCAACCAGUACAGAGAGAAAUUCCAUGAAAAAAUUAAGGGACUUCUACUGGAUUGUGAUGCGAUACUAACCUUACAAAACACAAAGAAACCUUAACUCCUCUGCUGUCUAUGAGGUUCUGCAUCAAAAGUGGAAUUAUGCAUUUGGACAGAAGUCUUGCUUGUUUCACCAAAAACUGUUUAACAGUAGAAAUUUUUUUCUUUUUUACAUUUAAAAAAAAAUAAUCAAAAUUCAGUUAAGAAAGCUUGGACAAUCAACCUCUGUUUACAGGUCUUUAUAUGCUAUUCUCCAAAGGACAGCCUUUUUAAAAAAAAAACAAAAAAACCCAACAAACAAAACCCAACAAACCAACACAAAAAACAACCCACAAAUCUCAAGAGCCUCUGGAUCACUUGCUUUCACAAUUUCUUUUAUUCUUCUUGGUGCAGGAACAUGAAGCAGGUAUUUAUAACGCAUCAUGUUUUCCAUGAAUAGGUUUGACUGUUAAUUGUCUUUUAAAAGCUUCUUUUAGUUGAAAUUACUCUGGUUUUAGACUUCCUGCGUUCUUGUUCUGUACACGUAGUCGAUCAUUCACUCGUCAGUGUUAAAUUUCUCUAAUGAAGAGGUCCAUGAAGGGAAUGUAUUAGUUGCUUAUGAUUUUGGAGAAGAGGCUUAAUCCAUCAAUAUACUAGUGUACUUACCAGAAAUUACUUCUGGCUAAGGAAGUUUUUUUUUAAUCUUUGGAUUUGUACCAGCAAAUUCUGAUGCUUGGAAAAAGCUUAGUUUGCAAACAAACAAAAGGAACCACAAAUCAUCAUUGUGAGGAUCAGAUCCUCAAACUAAAGCUACUCGUUCUAAAAAUACUCCUACUGUAAAAAAUUUCAGUUCUUUCUAAUCUGACUUCAGCUGCUCAGGCUGCUUGACUUUGUAUCCAUUGUCAGCCCUUUCUUAGCAGCUAAUGGGGUAUUCUCAGUGGGAAGUACAAGAGAGGUAGUUUGGCCCUUUUAUAAAGUUCAGCCAUUAAAAACCUUUAUUGCAACUGCAGUCCCUAUUUUGUGAAAAUAAAUUCACACCUGAGUACAAGUCUCUAACAAAGAUGUAUUUUCCAUGGAAGGGAUGCAACUGCAACAUGUUCCUUAAUCUUGGCAACCUCAGACAAUCUAGUCAAUAGGGCUAAAUAUCUAUAUUGUGACUGAUUAUUGCUUAAAGCAACUUUAAACAGAUUUGGUAUGACCAUCAUUUCAUUUUCUAAAACCUACUCUUAAAUAAGUGCCUUCUGCUUUAUUCAAUCACUGUUUUAUUUUGAUUCUGUAACCAGAUCGUAGCCUUAGAAGCUUGAGUUAUUUGGGAAAGACUCUUUCAGGAUAUACCUAAAUAGCACACAGUGGCACAAAAUUUGUAUGCUAAUAGAAGCUUUCAUGCCUUUUUUUUUUUUUUUUUUUUUUUAAUCAUCUCAGGUAAAUUAGUUAACUUCUAGUCAAUGACUAAUCAUGAAGAGAUUCCUGAAGAAUACAAACAUUGAACAUGAGAAGAAAAAAAGACAACCCCCUUUUUGUAAUAAGUGAUGUUACACUACAUAAGUAUUAAAUGUAUUAUUAUAAUAUGUAAUAUUACAUCUUCUUGGAGAUAAUCAAAACCCAACCGGACAUGGUCCUAAGCAGCCUGCUGCAGGUGACCCUGCUUUGGGCAGGGGGUUGGACUAGGUGGUCUCCAGAGGCACCUUCCCACCUCAGUAAUUCUGUGAGUCUGUAUUGUGUAACUAGUGACUUCUUGCACUGCAUCCACCCGAUUGCUCUUGAUCCCUUAAAUGUUGGUGAUCUCCUGUUUAUGGGAAAGUUCCUGACCAGGGUAGACAGUAUGUACGUAGGAGGUAAUGCAGUUCUGUUUCCUUUUUAUGAUACCUUAGGUAUAGACGAGAGUUAAACAAUUCUGAAGUUUAACACGUGCAGGGUGGAGAAGGGUUCAUCUCAUCUGUGUUGGGUUGAUGCUAUUCUACUAAAAAAAAAAAAAGUGACUUGAAUAUGCUUGUAGGGAGAGUAUUUAUGGUUAUGCCAUGGCUUGUAAGCUGAACAGCUAAACUGACUAGAUUAGAUAUAAAACUGACCACAGGAAGCCUAGUUCUUCUGCUACUCCCAGGUACUUCAGUCCUGUAAUUCUCGCCACUGAAAAAGCUGAGAUCCUGUGGAGAGUGUUCUGGGAUUCAGGUCCUGCUGUAGAGCUCUGAAAGUGGACUCUUUCCCAGUGGCAGAGAGGUUAGUUGUCUGUUACUCUCUAGCCCCAGCUUCUGUCAUGUUUGUCUUCCUUCAUUCAUUUUGCUAUUGCUUGUAGAUCUCCUUAGCAAGCAAUGUGAGACUGAUGUUGAAUUUCAGAAGUGACCCCAAUACGUUUAGCAGCAGCAUCAGGAAGGGCAAUCCCAUUCUUUAUCUUCAUCUACUGCUUGCAAGCAACUAACAAAAUCGCUUGAGACAUCUCUCUGAAACACUCCCCUGUGCUAGAGUUUGCAACCUUUUUUUCUUUUUGACAACAGGUGCAAAAAUAAUCUAUGCCCUCCUCUUUACAGCCUUGAAACUUUCACUUGGCUCAUUGUUCACUAGCAGACUGACAUUUAACUACUGCUGAAGCUUUUAAAGCCCAACCAUCAAGUUUCAGAUUUCCUAUCACACUCUGAAGACAUUUUAUUGUAGAAUGUAGAUUGAGCCCAAUGUGAGAUGCAUCUUCAUUAGCUUUUUGGUGUUUUUCUCUUUUUUAAAAAAUCAAACUGUGAGCCGGGACUAAACUGUGGCAGUAUACAAAGAAAAAAAGUAACACCAACCUUCAUCAGAUGAGUGAGAUGAUACACAGGAAUGCAUUAGUUUGCCUGUAGUAAUUAAAGUGAAUGUUUAUGUUAGGCUUCAAUAUACCUUCCCAGUAAACGGUUAGAAUUUGCAUGUAGUUUUGUACGACCAAGUAGGCCAGUCCUGUCUAGACGUCACUCACUAUAUGUAGACUAGUACUGGGUGUCCCUCUUGCACCAGUGGUAGGCUAAUUGUAUUAUGGUGGUAGCUAGAAAAUAUAUGGAAAAUGGUAAAAUUGUUUUUAGGGAGGGGAAGAACAAUGUUUUACUAGUCAGCGGUAUUUUAAUACUAACUCUGUUGUAGGGUGACAAUCCUAAGGUUAUGGAAGAUUCAAAAUGGAGGUAGGCCACCUUUCUGCAAGUUGAUAUAAUCAAUUUGUUUAACAUCAGAAUUUGUUGCUCAUGGCUGAUUCUGAGAGUCCUAAAACCUUAGUAAAUUCUCUUGUUAUUUAUUAACUGUCAUGUUUUAAAGUAUGUAUUAUCUUAUUAGAAUUUGCAAGUACUGUUAGUUUUCUAACUUGCUGCCUCCUUAAAGCAUUCACUAUGUGAAAGCUUAUAUGCAAUAGUAAUUUUAGGAAAAAAAAAAAUCUAAAACUGAAGACAACAAGGUGGUUCUCUAAAUUUUGUUGUUGUUGUUGUUCCUGUAGCAACUGUUUAACAAGCUACCUCCACUUUUGUUGUUUAGUGUAUGCUUGAAACACGGUGCCCCUCCAUGAACAAAUUAAUCUGAAGAUAAGUAGAAGUUUACCACAGGCAGAAGUAAAAUCUAGUCCUUCAAUAAGUAAACACAGUGCUCCGUAAGUAACCAACUUGAUUGGAAAGUGAGUUGAAGACAGUGCUACUUAGGAAGAAGGAAACCGAGAAUGUUUUUAAACAGUUUGUGCUGCUGUCAUCUGAUACAGCAGUGUAAAGAAUAGGGUGUUUUGUCCUAAAGGACAAUAGGAAGAGGGGCCAAUUUAAGCACCUCAGAUAAAUAGUUUUGGAUUUUCACUCUUUGAAAAACAAAACAAAAUGCAAACAAAAAAUUAAACACACACACAAAGCCCCAAGCAUUCAUUUUCCAGAUUUUCCAUCCUAGUUUAAGUAACAAACGUUUUACACAAAAAUAACUGUUAGCCUUGUUUUAAGAGUUACCGUGAUGAAAAAGUUUGUAUUUAGUUAGAUGGGAGUUCAGCAGUCAGUAUUCUUGAAAAUACUGCUAGUGAAUGCGUGGUAAAGAUGUAACCUGUUGUUUCUUUCUGUCAUACUUGUUUUGUGUUGCUGUAGUACAAUGGUGAUCAAUCUUUGGACUGAUGUUUCUUGUGCCAGUCUGUAUAUUGUCUUUCUCUAGGGAAAUAAAAAAAAAAAAAAAAAGACAGCCCAAGACAGCGUGUGGGCAGUUUCUUCUUAUCACACUGUGCUUAGAUAGCUGCAUACUAAUAGAAAUUUCUGUUUUCCACAAUAUAAAAGCAAUAACGUAAACUGUGAUGUCUGUGUAAUAGAAAGAGAUGUUUACAAUGGUAACAAAUAAAGAACGAGUUAUUCCAAAA